Messenger RNA from Talaromyces atroroseus, 768 nucleotides. RefSeq lists its product as hypothetical. NCBI's taxonomy places the organism in Eukaryota, Fungi, Ascomycota, Eurotiomycetes, Eurotiales, Trichocomaceae. The coding region runs from base 1 to 768 and encodes 255 amino acids. Gene Ontology annotation, molecular function: zinc ion binding; DNA binding. The record is from RefSeq and is a predicted model, not a curated record. The transcript has 5 exons.
AUGGGCAGUUAUCGCAUUGAGGAAUCCCCCAAUAAGCGGGCUGGCUGCUCUGUCAAGGCCUGCAAAGACAACAAAGUCAAAAUCCAGAAGGGCGAAAUCCGCCUUGGAGUCUGGAUUGAAACGGAUCGUUUUCAGAGCUGGUCUUGGCGUCAUUGGGGUUGUCUCACACCAAAAGUCAUCGCAAACAUUCGAAAUGCUCUUGAUGAAGGGGGUGUACUAAACUUUGACUUGCUCGAUGGCUUCGAGGAGCUGCCUGCCCAAAUGCAGGACAAAGUCAGGAAGGCUAUUGAAGAUGGCGAGGUAGCUGAGGCCGACAGAACUGUUGCUCCUGGAGAAACUGCUGGCGAGGAUGUUCCAAAUGGGGACGAUAAGACUGCUGAGAAGCCUAAGGCUGAAACUAAAACGAAAGCCAAAACCAAGAAGCGGUCUCGCGCAGAUAGCGAGGAAGCCGAACAGGGCCCCAGCAAGAAGACCAAUGGAACAGCCGCAGCAAAAGAAAAGAACCAGGAGGAGAAACCAGCCAAGCGCACCAAAGUUCGCAAGGCUGCUGCUGAAGAGCCUGUCAAGGAGCCCGAAGAGCCAGUGAGAAAGACCAGAGGACGCAAGAAGAAGGCAGAACCCGCCGAGGACGAGGGCGAUGCAGCAGGUCUUGAAAAGCAGGCGGAGGCCAGCCCACCAAUUAAGAAAGCUCGUGGCAAGAAAACUGCUGCCAAUGGCGACAAACCUAAGCGCGGUCGUCCUAAGAGGGCCGUUAGCGAUGAUGAAUGA